UGUAAUCUUGUAUCGCUUUCCGAGAACCUCCUAAAUCUGGCAAAAAGUGGACAGAAACUUUGAGGACGUAGGUGGUUUUUCACUAUUCGUCGACCUCAACUUUUCUCUUUCUUCGUUUCCCUUACAGUCUGAAGCACAGAAAUUCACUAUUCGAAAAAUUCUAAAGUCAACUGUGCGUGAUGUAAAAAUGUACUGGAAUAUGACGGACAACCGAAUGAAGCUCCGAGAACAGUGUUUUUAAACAUUUAUUUUCCUUACACAUUUGUUCAUCUCACGUUAUGAAUUUCGUUACUCGAAUAAUCGAUGUUAAUGUAUCUCUAAGAUAGUGUGAUUAAUUGUAACCUAUGUAGAGUUAUAAUUAAGAUACACAUUUGAAGGUUAUGUUUUUGUUUUCUCCUAAUUAAUUUGUCAGGACAGUCAACAAAGAGUCAUGGCACAAAGAUUUCCUGUACCAAAUACAGGGAAUAAUGGCCCACCACCUCAAAGAUAUGCAGCAUCAUCUGUACCCCCAAAUUUACGGCAAUAUUCUGGCCCAAAUUUUCCUAUGCAGCAAAGAUCAGGAUUUACUCCACCUCCCCAAAUGGCAACUGCAGGUCCUGGUACAGCUAGUAUAAUUAGAGCAAAUCAACCGUAUUCAAAUAUGCGUCAAGGACCAAUGCCUACUCCACCAGUUGGGAAGAGAAGUGCUGAUCAACGUAUACCUAUGUCACAACAAAAGCCGUAUUUUUGGAACAGUGAUUUUUCACAUUCCACAUCCAAGAAGAAGAAAAAGUUGGCAGAUAAAAUAUUGCCACAGAAAGUACGCGAUCUAGUGCCAGAAUCUCAAGCAUACAUGGAUCUACUUGCAUUCGAGAGGAAGUUAGAUGCAACAAUAAUGCGAAAACGACUCGACAUACAGGAAGCGCUUAAACGUCCAAUGAAGCAAAAGAGAAAAUUACGAAUAUUUAUUUCCAAUACCUUCUAUCCAGCGAAAGAAGCUGGCGAAGGAGAAGAGGGUUCGGUCGCGUCUUGGGAGCUUAGGGUCGAAGGUCGGCUGUUGGACGAUACAAAGAAUGACCCUAAUAAGGUGAAAAGGAAAUUCUCUUCGUUCUUUAAGAGUCUAGUUAUAGAAUUAGACAAAGAUUUAUACGGACCUGACAAUCAUUUGGUUGAAUGGCACCGCACGCUGACAACGCAGGAGACCGAUGGUUUUCAAGUAAAAAGACCUGGGGAUAAGAACGUUCGAUGUACCAUUCUAUUGCUCCUUGAUUACCAGCCUUUACAAUUCAAAUUAGAUCCCAGAUUAGCACGGCUUUUAGGAGUCCAUACACAAACGCGUCCUGUCAUUAUUUCCGCCCUCUGGCAGUAUAUAAAAACGCACAAACUUCAGGACAGUCAUGAAAGAGAAUUCAUAAACUGUGAUAAGUAUUUGGAGCAAAUAUUCGCUUGUUCUAGGAUGAAAUUCGCUGAGAUACCGCAGCGUUUAAAUCCGCUGCUCCAUCCGCCGGAUCCUAUUGUAAUAAACCACGUUAUCAGUGUGGAAGGUACAGAAACAAAACAGACUGCGUGCUACGACAUUGAUGUCGAGGUCGACGACACCUUGAAAACUCAAAUGAACAAUUUCUUACUUUCAACGGCAAGUCAGCAAGAAAUUCAGAGUCUAGACAACAAGAUACACGAAACAGUUGAAACGAUCAAUCAAUUGAAAACGAACAGGGAAUUCUUCCUAAGUUUUGCCAAAGAUCCUCAACAGUUCAUUAACAAGUGGAUCAUAUCCCAAACGAGGGACUUGAAAACGAUGAUAGACGUUGUUGGUAACCCGGAAGAGGAACGGAGGGCAGAGUUUUAUUAUCAACCCUGGGCGCAGGAAGCUGUUUGCAGAUACUUCUACACGAAGGUUCAGCAGAAACGCGCAGAGUUAGAACAAGCUCUCGGCAUCCGGAAUUCCUAAACCUGGUCAAAGUACCGUUAACAAUUCAAAGCGUCAUUAUGUAAAGUAUUUAUGCGAUUCCUUUUCUUCUUUCAAUUGCGAAAUCGAAUUAAGCUUGACUCGGUAUUUCUGUGACGUUAUCAAGUGCAGACGAUUGGUCACAUAUUUUUAUGAAUCUCAAGAAAUCAAAGAAUAAGAUGCAUAGUAUCAUGACCGAUGAUUUCUUGGAUUCGUGUUUAUUUACGCAAUAUAUCUUUAUUCAUGCUGACGUUUCUUUUUUUUUUUUUUUUUCUAUGAAAAUAUGUAUCACGAUUCGCUACGUGCACUAUAACUGCGAUGAAAUUCUGUACAUUAUAACGAAUAAAACUUUGAUAUAAUUCGCUGAAA
Molecule: messenger RNA, 2296 nt
Organism: Osmia bicornis bicornis
Lineage: Eukaryota; Metazoa; Arthropoda; Insecta; Hymenoptera; Megachilidae
Gene: Bap60
Product: brahma-associated protein of 60 kDa
Exons: 7
Coding region: 431-1930 (499 amino acids)
Biological process (GO): regulation of transcription by RNA polymerase II
Cellular component (GO): nucleus; SWI/SNF complex
Source: RefSeq, a predicted model, not a curated record